Molecule: messenger RNA, 1629 nt
Organism: Monosiga brevicollis MX1
Lineage: Eukaryota; Choanoflagellata; Craspedida; Salpingoecidae
Exons: 3
Coding region: 1-1629 (542 amino acids)
Molecular function (GO): protein dimerization activity
Source: RefSeq, a predicted model, not a curated record
AUGGACGAGGUCACCUGCGAAGCCCGCUUCAACGUCGGCCGCUUUGCCAUGUUGCCAGGUCCUAGCCACGAAUUUGAAAAAUGGCGGCGCAGUGUGUGUGUGUGUGUGUGUGUGUGUGUGUGUGUGUGUGUCCUCUCUAUAAAUAAAUACUGUUGGGCAUUUCCAUGUGUGUGUGUGUGUGUGUUGUGUGUGUGUGUGUGUUGCACCGCAUGUGAGCGACGCUCCGGCUCUCUCUCGCUGACAACGAACGACUCUUUCUUUCUCUCACUUUCUUUGUCCUCUCUCUCUCUCUCUCUCUCUCUCUCUCUCUCUCUCUCUCUCUCUCUCUCUCUCUCUAUCUCUCUCUCCCUCUCUCUCUUGCGUCUCCGGUUGACUCAUUCAUCUGGGCUCAUGGACGCCCGUGCCCCCAAACGGGCGCACGUGAUUGCGCGGGGCGGUGAGGGUACGACGGGGGGGCAGACUCGGUCGCAAGGGCGCAGCCAGGCUCGCAACGUCAAAGAUGAGGAUAGCCCUGUGCCUGAAGACAGCGCAGAUCGAAGACUUCAGCACCGGCGCAAGGAGGCCCACCGACGCCAGCGCAUCAACCAGGCCUUGGAUGAGCUGCGCGAACUCACCCACUCGGCUCACUCUGAUGAAAAGUCAACCGUCUUGAACCGUACUGUUCAGCUAAUCCGCACUCUGCAAGAAGAGAACCAGCGUCUUCGCGCGGCCUCGACACGACCCUCCGAGGGCGUCAACCCCAACCCUACUACCCCUGCCCAGCCCUUUGAGCGUCCUGCUCUUCAUCACCUCCCGCCAUCCAUUCAGUCCACGGCACCCGCAUCCCAGGGCGUCAACCUGCUGCCCAAUGGGCUGCAACAAAUACACAACGGGAGCCAAGGCCACAGCCAUGGCUCCCCGCGCCUCUUCUCUGGCAACACCACACCGCGCUCCUUUGCCGACCUCGAAUCCACCCUUGACCUUCCUUUUGCCAACUUGCCCCUUCCGUUGCUCGAGGAUCUCGAUCUCUCGGAUCUGAAUCCGGGCGACACCGGUGACGGUGUCUAUCGUCACCGACCCUCCCUCGGUGCUGGAGCGUCGGGCAUCGGAGCGGGUGCCGCCAGCGGCAGUGCAUCUUCUGCCAACGGUGGCCCCGCAUACCAGCGGCCCGAUGCAGAUACCAUUCGGGGAGAGAUUUUGCAGUUUGUCUCCCAGCGCGAGGCCCCUCUCGACCAAUUUGUGCUUCCCUACCCGUUGGGCCUGGCGUAUGUAUCUACCCGUGGCGUCGUGCUGGACUGCAACCGGGCUUUUCUCGAUCUCUACGAGCUGGAGCGCGCAGAGGUGGUUGGCCGCUUUCUUGAUGCCACCAACACCCUUGUGGACCCUGCCACCGGCAUUGGCGAGCUUCGUGCCCUGGUCCAAGGUCAACGCGACGUCGUUGCCAUGGUCCGCCGCCUGCGCCCUCGCCGCUCGCAGGGCAUCAUCUGGGUCAAGGAAACGUACCGCCGCCAUGGUCACGUGCCCCCAAAUUCGUUUGGCCGUCGCCUCAAGUAUGGCUUUGGUACCUUUGAGCGCGUGGAGCCCCCAGAGGGCGGUAUGCCUUUAGUUUUGCCCGAGCAACUGGGCAAUUCCCGCUCUCGGUCGGAUUGA